Messenger RNA from Macrosteles quadrilineatus (aster leafhopper), 2965 nucleotides. RefSeq names its product probable 3',5'-cyclic phosphodiesterase pde-5. The transcript has 16 exons. Gene Ontology annotation, biological process: negative regulation of receptor guanylyl cyclase signaling pathway; signal transduction. The record is from RefSeq and is a predicted model, not a curated record. Gene Ontology annotation, molecular function: protein binding; 3',5'-cGMP-stimulated cyclic-nucleotide phosphodiesterase activity. NCBI's taxonomy places the organism in Eukaryota, Metazoa, Arthropoda, Insecta, Hemiptera, Cicadellidae. The coding region runs from base 49 to 2439 and encodes 796 amino acids.
GGUAGCGGUGGUGUCAAGUGCGUCAUAGCAGACGACACAACAGACGACAUGUGGACUGACCGUGUCGCACAUAGAGUAUCGAGGUGGUUCAACUCGGAUCGUCGCAGUCACAGAAGUGAAAACAGUAUACGAAAUAGCAGCGCUGAAAAUGGUGUUUCAUGUACAGCAACGAAUCCAGAGGUGACCGAGGAGAGAGUGGCAGCCUUCCUAAGAUGCCAUCCGGAGUUUCUGGAGUCCUGGGUCAUGGAAGAGGUCCAGCUAGAGCAGCUGGAACGCUGGAUCAUCCGACGCACACAGAAGGAGAAAAAGAAGACUGGAAGUGGCGCUGGACGAAAAACUAGCCUAUCAAGAUGGAAGUUUUGUGUCCACGCAGACAAGCGCCAGAUGCUGCAGGAGAUGACAUCGUCACUACAGCGCCGGCCAAGCGUAGGACACGUGUUGUGGGAGCUGUGUGGUUGUAUAGCCAGCGCCGUCAGCGCCGACGGACACCGGCUCUACCUCUCGGACACCGGCGACUCUGAGAGCCUUUGUCUUUACCUGGGAAACUCUGACUUGGAGUCCCAGACCCAGGCGCUCGGUAAGGCAGGGCAGGCGGCGAGUCUGGUGGCCAGGACUAAGGAACCUCUGCGUCUGUCACGAGGACAACCAAACUUCCCCAACACUCUGUCUGUCCAGGGCUACCCGGAGGUGGAGCACCUGCUGUAUGAGCCGGUGGUACAGCCUGAUGGUGAGCUGGUGGCCGUCCUGGAGCUGUGGAGGAGAGACUCCAGUCCUCCCUUCCACGAGGAGGAUGAGGAGAUUGCUUCGAGCUAUCUGGUGUGGGGCGGCAUAGCACUGCACUACGCCCGCCUCUACCUGUCCAUGAGCAAACAACGCAAACUCAGCGACUUUCUGUUGGCCGUUGUCAAAUCUAUAUUUCAAGACAUGAUGAGCAUGGAUACACUGGUUACCAAAAUCAUGAAUUUUGCACAACGCCUGGUCGAUGCGGACAGAGCUUCUCUCUUUCUUCUUGACUCUAAAAACAAAGAACUUUACGCACGAAUAUUUGAUGUCAGAGGAAAUGAAUCUGAAAACGACAGUGAUUCUGGGAGUAGGGCUCAUCCAGACAGGGAAAUCAGAUUCAGUGUCGGGAAGGGUAUUGCAGGCCAAGUGGCGAGGACUGGUGAGGUUCUCAACAUUGCAGACGCUUACUCGGACCCUCGUUUCAACAGUUCGGUCGAUCACAUGACAGGUUACCACACAAAGACCAUUCUCUGCAUGCCGAUCUUCAUACGAGGAGUCGUCAUCGGUGUGAUGCAGAUGGUCAACAAGAACGCAGGAUUCUUCAACAAGGAAGACGAAGAAGCUUUUGAGACGUUCGCGGUUUACUGCGGCCUUGCUCUGCACCAUGCCAAGUUGUAUGAGAAGAUCCGCCGCUCGGAACAGAAGUAUCGAGUGGCGCUCGAGGUUCUCUGUUAUCACAACAGCUGCAAUGACCUUGAGUUUGCGGAGAUGAAACAGAAUGACAUACCUACUUGUGUUCCUGGAAUUGAUGAGUACUAUUUCAACGUAUAUGAGCUGGAUGACAACGAAAAAGUGAGGAAUUCAAUAUACAUGUUCAUCGACCUUUUCGGCCUCUCCAGAUUUGACAAGGAUAACUUGAUCAAAUUCACACUGACGGUGAAGAAAAACUAUCGCAGAGUACCUUAUCACAACUGGUCACAUGGGUUCUCAGUGGCAAACUCUAUGUACGCCAUCAUAAAACACUCUCCUCCAGGAACCUUCAACUUCAUUGAGAGUGUUUCGCUGUAUAUUGCCGCUCUCUGUCACGACCUGGAUCAUCGUGGGAAGAACAACAAGUUUAUGUCUGAUACAGAGUCUCCGCUAGCUGCAGUGUACAGCACCUCCACCAUGGAACACCACCACUUCAACCAGACUGUCACUAUACUGCAGCAGCCAGGGCACAACAUAUUCAGUCAGCUGACAAGUAGUGAGUACAAGCAGGUACUGGGACAGAUCAAGCACUGUAUUCUGGCCACUGAUUUGGCUCGCUUCUUCCCCUACAAGACAAGACUGCAGCAUCUGGUGGCCAGUCAGACAUUCUCCCCUGCCAACCCUGACCACAGGCUGAUUCUGCAGGCUAUUGCUAUGACGGCUAGUGAUCUGUCUGCUAGUGCCAAGCCUUGGGACAUCCAGUUCCAAACAGCGCGUGUCAUCUUUGAGGAGUUUUAUGAGCAGGGAGAUGCAGAGAGACAGGCAGGCAUCACCCCUGUACCCAUGAUGGAUCGGAAUCAACCAGAAUUACAAGCCGUCUCUCAGGUGGGCUUCCUCAUGUCAAUCUGCAUUCCAUGCUACGUUCUACUGAGUCAGCUGAUUCCCGAGACAAAGCCACUGUUGGCUCAAUGUCAAGCCAACCUGGAGCAAUGGAAGCUGCUUCAGACGCAACAGACCAACACCUAGUUUCCGCCUUUGGACUAUUCUGGUCCUUAGCUUUACUCGGGACUGAUCUCACUGAACCGCCGGUUCACUGAAUCAUCAUAUGACUGGUCGGAUUACUGGUUUGUUAGAGCUUUGGACCACAGUAUCCCUGAACUGUUUGAUCACUGAAUCACCAGAUCACUUAAAUGAGAUUGUCAGAUCACCGUACCACUGUUUUAAUGGACUGGCGGGUCAGUGAACUUUUUGGAUCAGUAGACCAUCAGAUUACUGAACUGGUGGAUCACUAGUAUUUAUCAGGUCUUUACACAACUCAAUCACUGGACUGUCUGAUCACUAGUAUUUAUCAGUUCAUGGACCAUUGGGAUCACCAAACUAUUGGAUAACUGAUCUAUCAAGUCACUGACUGUUGGAUCACCCUCGCCUCUCACUUCACUAGCCUCUACUUGUCUGUGAUAUCUGUACCUUAUGUUUUCAGGGUCAAAACUUUACUUGCCACAUUUGUGUUAUGAGACAGUAUUAUGGCAAAUAAAUGUUAUUUUGUAUAAAA